AUGAGUUUUCAGUUACAUGAGUUGAAGUAUAGAUUUCGAAGACUCAAAAUUGAGCUUCAUCAUAGAGUGUGGAACAACAACGACAACAACAGGCUAAUUUCAGGUAGAAUCUUAAACCAGCCCUUUACUUCUUUGCGAACAGAUCAGUACCUUGACGUAAAUGAGCUGAAACGGGUACAAAUCCAACCUAUCGACGAGCGACUUGACGAGGUCGAAAACGAGAAUGAAGAGGAGGAUACUGUAGAUCGGGAUGAACAUGUCGACGAACUCAGUUUAAUGAUCGUUGAUGGUCUUGAUGAAGUGGAUAUGCUUGAUCGUUUGCUUCUUGAGGAGGACCAAGCACCAACUCAAGACUCCCGACAAGUCAAACCAUACCUACACCGUGAAGUCCAGAAACCAGAUAGAAUCUUAUCCUUAUUAGACAUGGAUAAUCUUCAAAAUAUAAGGUCUUCUAUAUCACGUGCUCUUACAGAUCAUGAUCCUAUUGUCAACAGAAUAAAGUCCUUCUCUGAUUACUUGUUCCGAAGAAGCCAACAGCCCAAAGGGUCAUGGAAACUUGUUCUGAACGAGGCGUCUCUGAAUGCAGCGUUGUGUUCAACUGGGAAUACUCCUUCUCCAAUUGAAAAGACUCAUAUUCUUCCGGAUCUUACCAAUCUUUGUUACACCCCGAAGUUCCGCGUGUGCCCAGCUCUAACCGCCAAAUCUCCUAUUCCCCAACUAUUUGAAGGCGAUGGAUAUAGUGCUGGGAUUUUUGAGGAGUACAUUGAUCACAUUUCCAUGUCCACGACUUCUCCCAACAAUAACAACAAUCGAACUUUUUUAGAGUUCCCUGAUCAUCAACCUUCUAGUCUGUCAUCUACAUCUUCUCUGAUUAUUCCACACGAUCCAAAACCUGCAAUGACAUCCAACACAUUCUACGAUAGCUUUAUUUUACAGAACAUAGAGUAUAAUACGGUAAAGAGUUUGCGAACACUUUUCAAAGGUUCAACACUUCGCUUGAAAGAGAAUGGAAUGUUUCAGGGCACUAAAAGCGGCAAAUGUUAG
Komagataella phaffii GS115 is the source of this 1044-nucleotide messenger RNA. RefSeq lists its product as hypothetical. The transcript has a single exon. The record is from RefSeq and is a predicted model, not a curated record. The coding region runs from base 1 to 1044 and encodes 347 amino acids. Lineage: Eukaryota; Fungi; Ascomycota; Pichiomycetes; Pichiales; Pichiaceae.